Aspergillus ibericus CBS 121593 is the source of this 1143-nucleotide messenger RNA. RefSeq names its product alkene reductase. Gene Ontology annotation, molecular function: phosphatidylinositol-4,5-bisphosphate phospholipase C activity; FMN binding; NADPH dehydrogenase activity. Lineage: Eukaryota; Fungi; Ascomycota; Eurotiomycetes; Eurotiales; Aspergillaceae. The annotation marks the transcript as partial. The transcript is spliced from 2 exons. The record is from RefSeq and is a predicted model, not a curated record. Gene Ontology annotation, biological process: lipid metabolic process; intracellular signal transduction.
AUGGGCUCCAUCACCAACUCCGAUCCCCUCUUCCAGCCUCUCCAGCUAGGAGCUCUAUCCCUCUCCCACCGGGUAGUACAAGCCCCAUGCACCCGGAUGCGGGCGACCAAAGAAUCCGACGGGGUGUAUGUCCCCAAUGACUUAAUGGUAGAAUACUACAGCCAACGGGCCACCCCGGGGGGCCUUCUGAUCACCGAAGCCACCCCAAUCAGCCGCUACGCCGCCGGCUACCCCAACGUCCCCGGCAUUUUCACCCCCUCGCAAACCACCGCCUGGAAGACCAUAACCUCCGCCGUACACGCCAAAGGCGGGCUCAUCGUGUGCCAACUCUGGCACGUCGGGCGCGCGACCGUCCCCUCCCUCCUGGACAACCACCCCGUCCUCGCCCCCAGCACCAUCCCCAUCACCGGCCCCGCCCUAACCGGAACCCCCUACGCCCUUCACCCGCCCCGCGCCAUGACCAUCCCUGAAAUCCACACCGUCGUGGCCGACUACGCCGCGGCGGCCCAACGCGCUAUCGCUGCUGGCUUCGACGGAGUGGAAAUCCACGCCGCGAACGGAUACCUCCUCGACCAGUUUUUGCACGAUAAUGUGAAUACCCGGGACGAUGAAUACGGGGGGAGUGUAGCGAAGCGAGCGCGGAUUGUGCUGGAGACCAUCGCAGCAGUGAGUAGCGCGAUUGGUGCGGACCGGGUGGGGGUGCGGUUGUCACCGUAUAAUUAUUUCCAGGAUACGAGGGAUUCGGAUCCCCAGAGGCACUGGGUGGAGGUUUGUCAGUUGAUUGCGGGGAUGGAGGGGGGGGUCAGGCCGGCGUAUGUGCAUAUGGUGGAGCCGCGGUUUGAUGAGGUGUUGGAUGAGAGUGCGAAGAUGGCGUCGUUGCCGGGGUCGAAGCCCGGGUUGGAUGUGUUUCGGGCGGUGUUGAAGGAGGCCGGGGUGGGGUUUAUUGCGGCGGGGGGGUUUGAUGGGGUGAAUGCUAAACUGAAGGUGGGUGGGGGGGGAGCGGACGCGGUGGCGUUUGGGAGGUGGUUUAUUGCGAACCCGGAUUUGCCGAGACGGUUGGCGGAGGGGUGGGAGUUGGGGAGGUAUGAUCGGGGGACGUUUUAUGGGGCGGAACCGGCGGAGAGGGGGUAUACGGAUUAUCCG